AUGUGUCUGAGAUUCAGGCUGAGAAUUAGGUCGAAACUUCGGGAUUGUGACUCUAUCAAGAGGUUUUUGGUAAUGGUGGUACUACUUCAUGUUUCUGUGACAAAGCAUGUCAUACCUUUGGUGAUUGUUGCUCAGAUAUCGAUGACAUUGGCUGUUUCUAUAAAGAAAGCUCUUGUGUUGCGGCCAAUUUUACUGGUUGUUGUACGGGACCUAUUUCAUCCUGUCAUGGAGCAGGAGAUUCGUCAUCUUCUCAUCAAGGUGAUUCUAUACGUCUUGUGGGUGGGAUCCACAUCAAUGGAAGGUCGUGUGGAAAUCCAACACAAUGGCCAAUGGGGUACAGUAUGUGAUGAUCACUGGAAUGAUCGUGAUGCUACUGUCGUCUGUGAACAGCUGGGUUCAAGGGAUCACAAGGUUUUGGUACUCAAGGAGGUCAAUUUGGGCUUAGGUCAUUUGGUGUACAGAUAUGGAUGGAUGAAGUUAACUGUACUGGACAUGAACAAUUUUCUCUCUGACUGUCCUUUCAAUGGCUGGGGAAACCAUGACUGCUCACAUUUUGAAGAUGCUGGUGUUAUAUGUCAAGGUAUUGCCAUAGUAACCGUUAUAUUUAACAACUGGUCUUUCUGGUGGUCCUCCUCCUAUCCGACUUGUCGGGGUAGCACUUCACAUGAAGGAAGAGUAGAAAUAUUUUUACAAAACGAAUGGGGCACUAUCUGUGAUGACGAUUGGAGUAGCAUUGACGCUGAAGUAGUUUGUCGACAGCUGGGACUACCGGCCACAGGAAGAGUGGAAAUUGAAUAUAAUGGAGUAUGGGGCACCAUCUGUGAUGAUUAUUGGGGCAUUAAUGAUGCUACUGUCGUAUGUAAACAAUUAGGCUUUAGAGGAGCUACUAGAGCAUCAACAAAUGCUGAAUUUGGUGCCGCUUCGUCUGUUAAUGGCAGUAAUCCUAGUGAAGGUCGGGUUGAGAUAUUUUAUAACAACACCUGGGGUACUAUUAAUAUAACACAGUGUAGCUUUAUUGGAUUUGGACAACACAAUUGUCUCCAUUCAGAAGAUGCAGGUGUAAGAUGCUAUGGUGAUUAUCAGAAGAUUCGUCUUGUCAAUGGCAACAGUCCGUCUGAAGGUCGUGUCGAGGUGUACUAUAAUAGUACUUGGGGUUCUAUUUGUGAUGAUCAUUGGGAUCUUCAAGAUGCUAUGGUUGUCUGCCAUAUGCUGGAUAUGUCCGAGCCCUUGAUGCUCCUGGUUGGAAUACUUUUGCUGGAAAUGCUUCAACACGUGGGACGUAAACGUAGAGGUUAUUAUGGACCUGUGAGUAUUCGUGUUGAUGAUGAGCACAUACAACUGAUGCUAAAAGAUGAUAAUGAAGAGGAGGAAGAGAGGAAGAUGACCUUUCUAAGACUGGCAUAA
Messenger RNA from Gigantopelta aegis, 1404 nucleotides. RefSeq names its product scavenger receptor cysteine-rich domain superfamily protein-like. Lineage: Eukaryota; Metazoa; Mollusca; Gastropoda; Neomphalida; Peltospiridae. The coding region runs from base 1 to 1404 and encodes 467 amino acids. Gene Ontology annotation, cellular component: membrane. The transcript is spliced from 11 exons. The record is from RefSeq and is a predicted model, not a curated record.